Messenger RNA from Anneissia japonica, 1518 nucleotides. Its product is annotated as profilin-like. The transcript has a single exon. Gene Ontology annotation, molecular function: actin monomer binding. The record is from RefSeq and is a predicted model, not a curated record. Gene Ontology annotation, cellular component: cell cortex. Bases 147 to 569 code for a protein of 140 amino acids. Lineage: Eukaryota; Metazoa; Echinodermata; Crinoidea; Comatulida; Comatulidae.
GCAUUCUCUUCUUCAAUACUGUGAUAGAAGAGAUUGGGUACUUAACGUAUGUGAGUGAAUGUGAAGAUUCACGCCUCAAAAAAUUCUUUUAUUCAACUAAAAAAAUUAGCUAAGUAUUGUACUGUAGGGCCUACACAUUUUUAAAAAUGAGCUGGGAUUCAUAUAUCGACAACCUAAUUGCUCAGAGUAAAGACGCCUCCGGAGCAUCUCAUGCAGAUAAAGUGUGUAUAAUAGGCCUAGAUGGAGGAGCAAAGUGGACAUCGGACGACCAUGAGAAGGCUUUUAAGUUAACCGCUGAGGAGAGUGCUAACAUAGCGAAAUGCUUCAAAAGUAAAGAUUUUACAUCGUUCAUGACGAGUGGAUUACGAUGCGAGGACCAGAAAUAUCAAUUUUUGAGACAGGAAGACGGAAAAUUAGUCUUAGCAAAAAAGAAAGAAGUAGGUUCUGUCACCCUCCAGGCCUCAAAAACGGCAAUUGUUAUAGCAUUUACCGGCGACUCUCAUCAACAAGGUAACACCAACAAAGCUGUAGCAGUAAUUGCAGACUAUCUUGAAAGCACGAACAUGUAGGCUGGGGCCCCAUCCAUGGGCAGGCCCACCCAGAGCCCAUCAACAAGGAUUAGCCUAUAGGACUAUGCAUUGCAAGAUGUUUUUUCAAGGACCGAUUAGAUACAGACGGAAUAUGUAUUUGGCUGUUUGGCUAUUAAUUUUUUGGAAGUCAACUCUCUUCGGAAUCAGCAGUAGGGAAAACAGUUUUUACAACGCCGAUGUAUAUCCAGGCAGAGGGAAAAUCUUUUAUUAAAGGUCCACGCCUUGGCAUAGGCCUACCCAAUGCAUUUGAUGUGUAGGAGAGGAGAACACAGUGCCGGUGGAACAUUCCAGAAAAAAAUGGCAAAAUCUUGAGGAGCUUCCAGUGAACUACAAAUUAUUUUUUUAACCUGCUUUCUUUUGUGCGUAUUGUUUCAUGACUCAAAAAUGUAUCCACACCCAAAUCAUUCAUAUAGCUAGACACUUUCAAUUGGAAUUAUCUCAGGUUAAAUUCGUAUUAACAGAACUGCGCAUGCUCUUAAAAGAUCUGUUAAUAAUAAUGCAACCUACCAAUCACAAGUGUGUUGCCGUAUUAGCGGUUGUGGCGCCAGGAUUUGUCCGAUGGGGUCUGACAACUGUUGUAUGUCCAUAUAUAGUCAUGAUGUGCCUACAUAUGGCAGUUAUGUGAUGUCAUCAUGACCAUAUUUAGACAAUUAUCUAUUAACACACCGUCGGCCAACCACUAUUGAAUUUCACGGGACAACCUAUGGGGCACUUCUUUGAUUAGUGUCCACUGAGGGGUUCUACUGUACAUGUUUUAUGAAGUUGUGACUAAGUUUGCGUGCCAUAGUUAUACCCAACAGCAGUGGCGGCGCUAUGGGGUGGGGGAGGGGAGGCAAUCCCCCCGUGGGGAGCCCCCCCCCCCACCAGUCGGGGAGAAAAAUCACGGUUCGUUGGGGAGAAACAAAAAUCCAAAAAAAUUACAUGUAUU